AUGCAGUGGAACGGGUCAAAGGUCAGGAACACUGUCAACACACGGAGGGUAAAGUCUGAUGGAGAAAGUAAAUGCAUUUCUAACUUUCUCUACAACGGACGCGUUACAGCCAAAAUGAGUGCAGGAGAUGCAUAAAGCGCAAGUUGUCCUGAGACAUCUUUUCAAGGUGUCGAGAGAUCACCAGAGACAGUGGCAAGACUGGUUUUGUGUUGAAAAAUUUUGUGUCAGAAGUCCAGCAGUAAACAUGUCAUCUGACGGUUCGAUGGAAAAAAUGCACCCCAAAGACUUGAGAAGUUUGAUCAGAAGUGGAAAUAUGCAUGGCAAGUGUACAUCUGGAAUGUGCAAAGGCAGAACACAGACCAAUAUUGCCAUUGUACACAAGUCCCUGGCACAAGAUUUUGAGAGGUUUUGUCAGGCAAAUGCAGGGCCACUCCCCCUACUGUAUAUGAGCAAGGUUGGUGAGUAUGGGGCACCUCCACUUGCUGAGGACUCUGACAUCAGGACGGAUGUGUCAUUGUACAGUGUGUACAGGGACGGUACACUGACAGAGAAGGCAGGAGAUCUGUCCCAGUUCACAGAACAGCUGAAGGACAUGGUGACCUUCUACGUGGGCUGCAGCUUCUCGUUUGAGGAUGCUGCUAUGUCAGCAGGUGUUCCUAUCAGAAAUGUGGAGCAGGGGGUCGUGGUGUCCAUGUACCAGUCCAAUGUUCCAUGCCACCCUGUGGGUGAUUUUAAAUGCGAGAUGUUCCUCAGCAUGCGCCCUAUCCCUGAAGACAAACUAGAUGUAGUGUACAGGAUCACUCACCACAUGCCUGAUGUGCAUGGAGCUCCCAUUCACAUUGGUGAUCCUACAAUGAUAGGAAUUCCAGACUUGAGGGCAGAACAUUUGGGAGAUGAUGUAGAUUUCCAUCCUGGUGAUGUACCAGUGUUCUGGUGUUGUGGUGUCACUACACAACCUGCUGUGCAGUCUGCAAAGUCGUCACUAGCCUUCACUCAUUCUCCUGGGUGCAUGUUUGUUGCUGAUGUCAUGGCAACUGUUCCUACGACAACAGCAAGUCCUGCUGACAUUCCCAAGGUUGUCCAGGUAUCCCAGGAACCCUUGCUGUAUAGUGCGGCAUCAGAACUGGCCGUUGAUCAAAUACAGCGACUGGAAAAGGCGAUACAAGCUGAUCCAGGAAAGAGAGGCAUCAGUCACCUGCACAUCCCAGGGGAGUUACUGAGGUGUGCCCUGGCCCUGUCUCAUGCUUCCUCUGUGGCCAUCACAACUGGCUUCCCCUGUCACACAGAGUUGACCCCACCAGAAGAAAAUGAUGGCCCACCUGGUGCUGUUGCCAUGGCAGCAAUGCUGCAGGCCCUGGGGAAGCAGGUUACCAUGGUGAUAGAUACUAACAGGCUGCAGCUGAUCAGGGACAUUGUGGAGGACUGUGUACAGGCAGGUAUCCUACAAGAACCCGUGGCAGUCCUGCCCUACCCACCUACAAAUGGUACGGUCACAGAUAAACAGGUGGCCCUGCAGUUCCUGACACAUGACGGGGACAUUUCCAGGCCCAGGUAUGACCACCUGGUGGCCAUAGAACGUGUUGGCAGGGCAGCUGAUGGCACCUACAGGUCCAUGAAGGCCAAGGACCUCUCCUCAUUGGUCAGUCCCAUUGACCAGCUGUUUGAUGUGGCCAAUGAGGAGAUCCCAGGGAUAAAAACUACUGGAAUAGGAGAUGGUGGUAAUGAGUUAGGCAUGGGAAGGCUGCAGGACAAAGUUCACCAGUUCAUCCCCAAUGGACCACAGAUCGCCUGCGCAGUCCCCGCAGACUAUACCAUUACUGCGGGGGUGUCCAACUGGGGCGGCUGGGCCAUCGCUGCUGCCCUGUAUGUGCUGAGGGCUUGUCCUAUCCAUGACCGGUACCAGAGAAGGGCUGUAGGCUUCCCACGGGAUUCUACUAAACUUCUUGGUGCUGUGCCAUUAAUGGAAAGGGAAGAGAAGGUGAUGUCCAUCAUGAUAAAACACGGUCUCCGAGACGGGAUGACAGCCGAGCUGGGAAUGGUGGUGGAUGGACUGCAGUUUGCUACUGAGCAUGCCCAGAUGAUGAAAAACCUGAGGAGUGUCCUGAGCCUGGACUAGUGUGACAGCAAACAAAAUAUGUUCAUGUUUUUGAUUUUAGCUCGCUUUUGCAAAGAAGAAGGAAUUAUUUCCUGGGUGGAGUGAUGGACAUUUUAGGAUUAUUUCCAUGAGAUGGUUAGAAUUUCUUAACUUGGUCUUUUGUAAAAUCAUUAGCGAUUAAUGAGUAAGGGUCGACAAUGCAUCUUGGUCCUGUCAUAUUUAAUGAGAAGACGAGACACAACAGAUAAUAAACUACCGGUAGGUAGCAAAUAAUUUUUAAAAUGUAAAUUAUGAGCCAUACUGACUUCUCAGGUGAGAAAGUUGUCAAUAGUAAAGUUAAUCAUCAUGUAAGAAUGUCCUCCUUGCAAUCUAAUGAACAUACCUACAGUUGUAUCUGAAGAAACUUGUGCAGUCUAAUUUUGCCUUUCCACUUUAAGAAAUACAACAACUAACCUCAAUAUUACAGUGCUAUGGAUUUUAUGCAUAUAUCUGUAAUUUUACAGUGUUAAUAAUUUCCAAGAUUAGAAGUUUAAGGAUUAAUCCGGAGGCAUGAUGACGAAGAUGUUUGCAGAAUCAGUAAUAUGAACAUGAUAUAAAUAUUCAGAAUACAUUUAUAUGAUAGCAAUACACUGUGCUUUGAUACCAAAAUCUGAACACAGAAUCAUGACCUAUCAAUAAAAUACUUCACUACACAUCUGCAUUGCACUUUUUUUAGAUGAUAGGUUGUACAAUCAUUCCUCCCAGCCAGUUUUAAGCUGAAUUUCUAUUGCACAUCAA
Messenger RNA from Branchiostoma belcheri (Belcher's lancelet), 2872 nucleotides. RefSeq names its product UPF0317 protein C14orf159 homolog, mitochondrial-like. Gene Ontology annotation, molecular function: D-glutamate cyclase activity. Lineage: Eukaryota; Metazoa; Chordata; Leptocardii; Amphioxiformes; Branchiostomatidae. Bases 128 to 2116 code for a protein of 662 amino acids. The record is from RefSeq and is a predicted model, not a curated record. Gene Ontology annotation, biological process: glutamate metabolic process. The transcript is spliced from 11 exons.